UUUCACUGGAAUGAUGAUGCAAGAAAACUUAAUGGAGAUCAAAGAACUACGGGGCAGCCUAAACUCGCAUGCUUCGAAGUAUAUGAUUCCAUCAUUAUCGUUCAACCAGACCUCUCCCCAAGUUCUGGUUGUAUCAAAUGACACCAUUAAUCAUGCCUACUCUCUGGUACAUUAUACAACUUAAUACUCAUUCUGUUUCAAGACUAGUGACUAAAAACCAGUGUUGUUGACACUAAUAAAGAUCCUCUUCCUACAGAUGUUUGGAAAAGAGAAUGACAUGAACACGGUAGACCCAUCUCUACAGGGACCGACCAUUGUUCGCUGGCCUUUCUUCGCUUUCAUGUGUGGAGCAAUGUUCUGCCUUCUCACCAGCAGUACUUGCCAUCUCCUAUCCUGUCACUCGAAGCUUUACUCCUACAUCAUGCUCAGACUCGACUAUGUUGGCAUCUCAGUCCUCAUUGUCACCUCCUUCUACCCCUUAGUCUACUACUCCUUCAUGUGUCACCCACUCUCUCGCAACCUCUACAUUGGAAUCAUCACCAUUUUUGGGAUCGCGACCUCAUCAGUCUCGUUGUUACCUAUCUUUCAAACUCCAACAUACAGACCAGUGAGAUCAGGUCUUUUCGUCAUUGUGGGAGUAUCAGGGAUUGUGCCUAUAGCACACAAAUUAGUUAUAUUCAGUCAUCAGCCUGAAGCACUCCUAACGACGGGAUAUGAGUUGGUGAUGGGGGCUUUCUAUGUAUUUGGGGUGGUGGUUUAUGUUGCUAGAGUCCCGGAGAGGUGGAUGCCUGGAAAGUUUGACCUCGCAGGGCACAGCCAUCAGCUGUUCCAUGUUCUGGUCAUUGCCGGAGCUUGUACUCACUAUCUUGGAGGACUUGUGUACCUAAGGUGGAGACAGAUGGAAGGAUGCUAUUAGGGUUCGAACUUAAGAAUUCAUGAUGUACGUGAACAGUGUCAAACUAUAUCAUCUCAGGUUAUAAAACGUUUCAGCUGAGAGAUAAUGUUUCUCAAUAUCCUGUGUCAUAGAAAUCUAUGUUGACAACAACUGGGGGAAAACACUAUCUUGUUCACUACUAGCUCCACAGAGAAAUAAGUUCUAUACAUAACUUUAAAAAAA
Asparagus officinalis (garden asparagus) is the source of this 1117-nucleotide messenger RNA. RefSeq names its product heptahelical transmembrane protein 4-like. Gene Ontology annotation, molecular function: signaling receptor activity. The record is from RefSeq and is a predicted model, not a curated record. The coding region runs from base 257 to 916 and encodes 219 amino acids. The transcript has a single exon. NCBI's taxonomy places the organism in Eukaryota, Viridiplantae, Streptophyta, Magnoliopsida, Asparagales, Asparagaceae. Gene Ontology annotation, cellular component: membrane.